Zalophus californianus (California sea lion) is the source of this 1894-nucleotide messenger RNA. It is a transcript of the gene QPCTL, whose product is annotated as glutaminyl-peptide cyclotransferase like. NCBI's taxonomy places the organism in Eukaryota, Metazoa, Chordata, Mammalia, Carnivora, Otariidae. The transcript has 7 exons. The record is from RefSeq and is a predicted model, not a curated record. The coding region runs from base 51 to 1256 and encodes 401 amino acids. Gene Ontology annotation, molecular function: zinc ion binding; glutaminyl-peptide cyclotransferase activity.
CUGGGCCUAAACUAUCCGCGGUCCCGGACCGGUUUCUGGGCGAAGCUGCCAUGCCUUCCGGGGGCCGCGGGCGGUCCCGGCUACGGCUCGGGGAACGUGGCCUCUUGGAGCCACCCUCACCGCCCAAGCGCCGCCUGCUCCCGCGGGCGCACUUCUUGCCCCUGCUUCUGCUGUCCCUGGCCGUGGCCUCGGCGUUCUACACCAUCUGGAGCGCCUGGCACCGCCAGACUGAGGAGCUGCCACGGGGCCGGGAGCUGCGGGGCCAGUUGAUCGGAAGCCUCCCCGAAGCUCGGCUGCGGAGGGUGGUGGGGCAACUGGAUCCACACCGUCUCUGGAACACUUAUCUGCGCCCCCUGCUGGUUGUGCGGACCCCGGGCAGCCCUGGCAAUCUCCAAGUCAGAAAGUUUCUGGAGGCUACACUGCGGACCCUGACUGCAGGCUGGCAUGUGGAACUGGACCCCUUCACGGCCUCGACACCCCUGGGGCCACUGGACUUUGGCAACGUGGUGGCCACGCUGGACCCAGGGGCUGCCCGUCACCUCACCCUUGCCUGCCAUUAUGACUCCAAGCUCUUCCCAUCUGGUUCGACUCCCUUUGUGGGGGCCACGGAUUCGGCUGUGCCUUGUGCCCUGCUCCUAGAGCUGGCCCAGGCCCUCGACAGGGAGUUGAGUAGAGCCAAAAAGCAGGAAGCCCCAGUGACUCUGCAGCUGCUCUUCUUGGACGGUGAAGAGGCACUGAAGGAGUGGGGGCCCCAGGACUCCCUCUAUGGCUCCCGGCACCUGGCCCAGCUCAUGGAGUCUGCACCCCACAGCCCAGGCCCCACCAGGAUCCAGGCUAUCGAGCUCUUCAUGCUUCUUGAUCUCCUGGGCGCCCCUAAUCCGAACUUCUACAGUCACUUCCCUCACACGGCCCGCUGGUUCCAUCGGCUGCGGAGCAUCGAGAAGCGCCUGCACCGCAUGAACCUGCUACAGUCUCAUCCCCAGGAAGUGAUGUACUUCCAGCCUGGGGAGCCCCCUGGCUCUGUGGAAGAUGACCACAUCCCCUUCCUCCGCCGAGGUACUUGCUGGGGGGGAGGGGGAGCAGGGGCUCGCAGCAUCCAAGGGACGACAGGGGUCCCGGUGCUCCACCUCAUCUCCAUGCCCUUCCCCGACGUCUGGCACACACCCCACGACUCUGAGGCCAACCUGCACCCCCCCACGGUACACAACCUGAGCCGCAUCCUCGCUGUGUUCCUGGCUGAGUAUCUGGGGCUCUAGCCUCCGUAGCUGACUCUGAAGGAGAAGUGCCCGGCCAGGACACGCCAAGGACACAUGGAACCAGCUCAGGCCAGGAUUCCCCGGGGUAUGCUGCCUUAUCCUUUUCUUUGGUAUGAAUUCUACUUGCGCUAUGAUUGGAAGACCCACUUUCCUUUGACUAUCUCAGGCUGCCACUCUUUAAAGACAUGGAAGAGACGAGAAGACUGUGGGGGCGGCAGCCGAAGAAAUAAGAGCUUGGACCCCGUCCUGGAGGAAGGACUUGGUCUGAAGGUUUGCAGGGGCCAAAGGCUGUUCUCAGUUUUAUAGUUGGCACACCUUGGACUGGCAUCUGGACCAGCAGCACCACCCCACCAAAUCUCUGUGGCUUAUGUUUUUAGGUCCAUGGAUUGCCGUGUGGGGUCCACAGAGGAUGUGCUUGGAAGCAGGAACAGAGGAGGUGGAAGCCAAUAUUUGGGAACUCGAGUCAGCCAGACCCAAGGGCGAUGAACCAGUGUUUCUGUGAAACAUAUUCUACAGAAUUAGCUUAACUAGAUGUUGCAUGAAAAAGGGGAUCGAAGAUGUGGGGUGAGAAAUGAGUUUCUUCGUUGUGCAAUGUGAAUUUUGAAGAGUAAGGCAGAAUGCAGUGUUGUUUCCCCAAA